UGAGUCCCUUAAUCAUGUGCCCUGAGAGAAGUAAGUCGGUGGUGGUGGCUGCGGAUGACGAGUCAGGUUGCUCAGGUGCGUCUCCAGCUCACCUCACACUUGGGCUUCUCAGGGAGGAGGGGCGGAAGCCCUGGCCCACCGUUAGCACGAUGAUCUUCAGCCUGCUCCUGGCUCUCAACUUCUUCCCCUCAAUUCAAGUAGCAGAAAACAAGAUUUUGGUGAAUCAGUCGCCCAUGCUUGUGGUAAACAACAAUGAGGUCAACCUCAGCUGCAAGUAUACCUACAACCUCUUCUCGAAGGAGUUCCGGGCAUCCCUUUAUAAGGGAGUAGAUAGUGCUGUGGAGGUCUGUGCUGUGAAUGGAAAUCACUCCAAGUCACUUCAGUCUACAAACAAGGAAUUCAACUGCACUGUGAACUUGGGCAACGAAACAGUGACAUUCUACCUCCAGGAUUUAUACGUUAACCAAACGGAUAUUUAUUUCUGCAAAAUCGAGGUUCUGUAUCCUCCUCCUUACAUAGACAAUGAGAAGAGUAAUGGGACCAUUAUCCAUGUGAAAGAGAAACAUCUUUGUCCAGCUCCCCGGUCUCCUGAGUCCUCUAAGCCAUUUUGGGCACUUGUGGUGGUAAACGGAGUCCUAGCUUUCUAUAGCUUGCUAGCAACAGUGGCUCUUUCUAACUGCUGGAUGAAGAGUAAGAGAAACAGGAUGCUUCAGAGCGACUACAUGAACAUGACACCUCGCAGGCCGGGGCCCACCCGAAAGCACUACCAGCCCUAUGCGCCAGCACGGGACUUUGCAGCCUACCGUUCCUGACACGGACGCCUAUCCAGAUGCAAGCCGGCUGGCCCCUCUUCACCUGCUCAACACCAUUGCUCUGGAUAGGAAAGGACUGCCUCGUCUUCAGCCAGCCACCUUGGCCUCCUGUUAGGCCACCAAUGCUAAUUUUUCUUGAACAAAUAGGCCGAAUAACAUCAUUUUGAGACUCUGAAAUGAAGUUAAAGAAUAUUACUGUGGCAGACUCGUGUAGUGCCAUGGCCCAAAUUCAAACUCACCAUGUAUUUAUUGACUUGAUUGAGAGGUUAAGGUAGAAAACUGAAAGUGAGCGGAUUCUGUUAGCCCUGACAUCUGCUUCCAGUUCCACUCCUUUCUAAUUCACCUGCAUAUUGCGGUCAAGUGAAGUGUGAUAUCGAAAGACUUUUUAGGUGGAGAAGAAAAGGUUAGGAAAUCAUUCCCUUUGAUUAAAUGGGGGUUUUGGGUGGAGAUAAGUUGGAAUGGGGGAGGGAGACAUAAACAUUUAAAAAACCCUUAAAACACUGUCUCUCACUCAUGAAAUGAGUCACUUAGUUCCUAUUUAAUGCUGUUUUAUUUUAGUUUGUAAAGAUGUAGACAUUCUUUUUGAUGAAUUCUGGUCCUAUUAGUCAUUUUGACCAAUGGAAUCCCUUCAGAGCAAUGGGAGGUAAACCAACUUGCUUUCCUUACUCCCUGUGAUGGGAAUUCAAGGUAAUCUUCACAAUAUGAUUUCAAAAGAAUAAAGUAGUCCUCCCACACCAAGGAAGAAUGUGUCAGGAAAUAAGGUCACUUGAUGUCAAAAUUAUUUGAAUACUAUGAAGGGUUAUUUGUUUAGUAGCUCAUUUCAGUCGAAUCAUACAGGGGCCUUUUCUGUUCCAUGUAUUUUAGGUUUGCUCAGUUAGUUUCUUUAUUGUCUGCAUGGAGAGCUACAGCGGGAUGCUGAGAGUGCAUCUCCUGGAGAAGUGACGAUACUGUGAAAAAGGGAUAUUGGCAUCCAUUAGAGUAUGAGGGAUGGGUCUCGAGAAACUUCUGAAGGGAACAACACAAUUCUUGCCACAUGCCGCAGGGGUGGCUGGCAUCUGGUAGGAGUUUUCUAGAAGACAGAAGGCAGAAGGAGAAAUGGUGAGAGCUUCUUUCUGGGACUUUCUGUGCUUUAGGGCUCAGAGCUCCAGAACUCUGUGGUUCAGUUGCCUGUUUACCCUGGAGGUCCAUCGACAUGGAAAAGUGUUUGAUGCUUUUGAGAUAGCAUCAAAGUUCUCAAGAUACCAGGCAAGGCCAGACCCUGGAAACACCAUGAAUAUUUUUCUGGCUCCAGUUUGGGUCAACUGGAGUAUGUCUGGGGACCUUGAAGAAUGGUUUUACUGCUGCCCUUAUAAUUUGUUCAGUGCUUUGAUUCAUUCAGAUGUUGGAGAAGUCUAGGUUUUAGAGGCAGAUAGGCCUGGCUCAAGUACUAUUGCUAGUUGGCCUCAGACGAGUCACUGCCUUUCUAAGACUCUGAUUCUUCAACUAUAAAAUGAAGAUAGUGAUCACAAAUGUCUGUUCCUAUACUAUCGUUUCCAUGAGGGCAUGUCUCAAGUUUGUCUUUUUUUUUUCUGCUUGGCCCUGGCACAUAGUACCAUGCCUGACAUAUGUUAGCUAUUAUUAUUAUUGUCAUAUAGAUAAACUAUGUAUAAAAAUUAAACUGGGCAAUGACCUGAGAAGGAAGAGACUAUUAUAACACAAAUUUAAAUUCACUACCCAGGGAUGAGGUGCUACAAAAUUUGAAAGCCUCUAAACUCCCUCCCAUUUCCUGUUUCAAAAUAUUUUAGCUUGCAGUAAGAUGUACAGCAUUCUGCCUCUCACUUUUAUGUAUAUAAAGAGGUCUUCUCUAAUUUUUUUUUUUUUGUAACAUGGGGAGGAGUAGAAAUCUUAUAAUUCCAUUCAGAGGAUAUUGUACUUUGGUUGAUUUUUAAAUGGGCUUCCAUUCCAUGAAUUAAAUUAUUUCAAAGAA
This is a messenger RNA of Aethalodelphis obliquidens (Pacific white-sided dolphin), 2778 nucleotides long. RefSeq names its product CD28 molecule (gene CD28). The transcript has 4 exons. NCBI's taxonomy places the organism in Eukaryota, Metazoa, Chordata, Mammalia, Artiodactyla, Delphinidae. Bases 15 to 812 code for a protein of 265 amino acids. Gene Ontology annotation, cellular component: membrane; external side of plasma membrane. The record is from RefSeq and is a predicted model, not a curated record. Gene Ontology annotation, biological process: T cell costimulation; T cell activation; immune response.